AUAAAACGAGGUGCUACCAAGAUCUGUACAAUAUCUUCAUCAUAAGCAGAAAUGAACGAAAUUGUCUUAAUUUUUAUUACAUUUUCUCUAGUUACGGCUCAGCUUACAUCCUCUGAAGACGUAAGGAUUGUAGGAGGGCAUGAAGCUCCACGAAACUCCUUACGAUACCAAGCCGCUUUGAGACUUCUUUACGAUGGAACAUCAAGUUUCUGUGGAGGAUCUCUUAUUACUAGAAGAUACGUGCUAACAGCUGCACAUUGUUUGAACGAAGAUGGCCUAAUAUCAUUGGAAGUAAUACUAGGAGCACAUAACAUUGGUCACAGAGAAUCUACCCAACAACGCAUUCUAACAUCCACAUUCAAAUUCCAUGAAGGUUAUAGUGACGAAACACUAGUAAAUGAUUUAGGCAUCGUCUAUCUUCCAACACCAGCCAAUCUCAAUCAGUACGUUCAACUGAUAACACUUCCGAGUAGAGCCGAUGCUUCAAACAGUUUCGUAGGAUCUCAGGCGAUAGUAAGUGGAUGGGGAUACAUUUCUCAGUCUGCUACCGAUAUCACUGACGUAUUGCGAUAUGUCAAUGUAUAUAUUAUAUCAAACGACGUGUGCAAGCAAACGUUCAAUUCGUUCGUUAGAAACUCAAACAUUUGUUCUGGAGGAGUGGGCAAAAAAGGGGUUUGCUUUGGAGAUUCAGGCGGGCCUCUUGUUGCCAGUGGGAAAUUGGUUGGUGUAAUUUCGUUUAUAAGCAAUGGUGGUUGCGAUGCUGGGGAUCCAAACGUCAUGUCAAGGGUAUCAUCAUUUUUAGACUGGAUCGCAGCAAAUAGUGAUGCUGUUAUUUCUUAAGCAACUGAGUUCUUCACUGAAUCAGAUAUUGCAAAUAAACGAUUAUUGCUAUUGAAUGCAACGUUA
This is a messenger RNA of Agrilus planipennis (emerald ash borer), 906 nucleotides long. Its product is annotated as brachyurin-like. NCBI's taxonomy places the organism in Eukaryota, Metazoa, Arthropoda, Insecta, Coleoptera, Buprestidae. The transcript is spliced from 6 exons. Gene Ontology annotation, biological process: proteolysis. Gene Ontology annotation, molecular function: serine-type endopeptidase activity. The record is from RefSeq and is a predicted model, not a curated record. Bases 52 to 840 code for a protein of 262 amino acids.